Lachnellula hyalina is the source of this 1044-nucleotide messenger RNA. RefSeq lists its product as uncharacterized. The transcript has a single exon. The record is from RefSeq and is a predicted model, not a curated record. Bases 1 to 1044 code for a protein of 347 amino acids. Lineage: Eukaryota; Fungi; Ascomycota; Leotiomycetes; Helotiales; Lachnaceae.
AUGCCUUCAUUCUCAGCUCCUUUCCUUAUCAUUCUUGCCUUGGCAACUCAGUCUUUUGCCGCUCCCGCUGCUAUCCCGAACUCAUACAACGAGGCAUCAAACUUGGUAGACAACUACAUCGCCAAACGGUUUGACGAUGGUCAGUACCAUUGGACUGAAAGCUCUACAGCGGCCACCUCUACCUUGAGCCCACCCCUCUACACUUAUGGAGGACCCCUCAACUCAACCUCUAUCCUUCCAACUGGCUCGGUCGUUCCAAAGUUGUCUGAUACUGGUAAAGCCACCCGUGUCACUAUCACUGCCACUGCCACUGCCCCCAGUGUCACUAGCACUCGUCUCUCCCAGCCUAUUUCCUCUGCGACUUCGUCCUCCCCGACUUCCUCGUCUGCCGCUGGAGUAUCCACUACUGGUACUGUUACCGAAAAGGACUUCUCAGGAGAUGGAGGCAAUGGCUGGCCUACUAUCGACCAAUGGUUGAGUUUCGAUGACCUCUGGGCCAGAAACGUCAAGGAGAUGGGCUCUUGCUAUGCUGCACCGGGAACGGUUGCCCAAGCUCCCACUACCGACGACGAGAAGACAGACAUCCUGGCUUCCAUCAAAGAUGUAGCCCAAGAAACCGGUGUCGAUGACCGAUACAUCUUAGCAACAAUCUUACAGGAGUCUUCCGGAUGCGUGAGAGCCGGUACGACUCUCUCGCCUGGUGCCGAAAUCUCGAACCCCGGUCUCAUGCAAGACCAUAACGGAACCCACACUUGCCAUGACAAGCCCGCUCCUUGUCCCAAAGACACCAUUACGGGAAUGUUAAUGGAUGGAACCAAUGGCACUCUUGGCUUGCCGGGUGGCGGCGACGGCUUGAAGCAAACUUUGGCCCAGGCUGUGACUUUGGGUGCCAAAGACGGCUCAGCUCAAGCAGCUUAUUGGUCAUCCAGAAUCUAUAACUCUGGAAGUUAUGAUGGAAAGAAGGCGCUGGAGGAUCCAAGUCUUGGUGCCACUGCGGACUACUGUGACAAAAUUGCCAACCGUCUGAUCGGAUGGGUCGGCUAA